This is a messenger RNA of Macrosiphum euphorbiae (potato aphid), 1563 nucleotides long. The record is from the annotation of a GenBank genome assembly. NCBI's taxonomy places the organism in Eukaryota, Metazoa, Arthropoda, Insecta, Hemiptera, Aphididae.
AUGUUGCUGAAGCGAGAUUUGGGUGGUGCGUUAACCAUCGGACUAGGAAUAGCAACAGUUGCUGCUAAAUCAGUCCAUGGAUUGACGUGUUAUUGCGAACACCAAUGUCCAGGCGGCCAGACAAAUGGAACAUGUGUAACUUCACGCUAUUCCCAAUGCUUUAGUUCUGUGCGUGAGGAGAUAAAUGAUGAAACCGGCGAAUAUGAAGCCACAGUAUCUUAUGGGUGUCUUGCAGCUGGUGAACAAGGCUUCUUACAAUGCAAAGGUGGGAAUUCCUUGUCUGGCCUAGCGAUUCAGUGUUGCAACUCAGACAUGUGCAAUAAAGACUUAAAACCCAUGUACAUACCACACAGUACAACAACAGUACCACCCAAAGUUCAUAAUAAUUCUGUACCUUACAUAGCAUUCUUGUUGUCACUGGUUAUAUGUCUCCUAGUAUCUGCAAUCAUCAUUGGUUGGAUAUACCUUAGGUAUAGAAGAAAAGAGAAAAAUCGGCUGUAUGCUUUAACAUCUACUGAAAGCUAUAUAUCUGGCACCAGUAACUUGUUGCAAACGCUUAUUGGUCAUUCAUCUGGAUCUGGUUCUGGGAUUCCACUACUUGUUCAAAGAACAAUUGCCAAACAAAUACGAAUAGAACGGCAAAUUGGAGAGGGUAGAUUUGGUAAAGUAUGUUUAGCUAACUGGAGAGGUGAACAUGUGGCUGUGAAAGUUUUUACUACUAUUAAUGAUCAAAGUUGGCUACGAGAAACAGAAAUAUACCAAACUGUUUUACUUAGACAUGAGAACAUUUUAGGUUUCAUUGCGGCUGAUUUGAAAGUUAGUGCUGGAGGUGCUCAGAUGAUGUUAAUCACAGAAUAUCAUAAACGUGGUUCUUUAUAUGAUUUUUUGAAAGAGAAUACUAUUGAUACCACUCAGCUAGUCGUGAUGGCACGAUCAAUAGCUAGUGGCUUAGCACAUUUACACGAGCCAAUUAAUGGUACUCAUGGAAAACCAUGUAUUGCCCAUAGAGAUAUUAAAUCAAGAAAUAUUUUGGUCAAGACUAAUGGAGAGUGUUGUAUUGCUGAUUUUGCUUUAGCUGUCCGAUAUGAUAGUCGAAGAAAUGAAAUUGACAUCGCUCCCAACUUAAGAGUAGGCACUAGACGUUAUAUGGCUCCUGAAGUAGUGAAUGACACUAUUGAUGUGACUUCAUUUAGCUCAUUUAAAUCUGCUGAUAUGUACUCAGCAAGUUUAGUGUUUUGGGAAUUGUGUAGAAGAAGCAGACAAAGUUGGCCAGUUGGAGGAUCACCUAUGCUUCAAGCUGAUGAAUAUAUGUUGCCUUAUGCCAAUCUGGUUGGCUCUGAUCCUUCAGUGGAAGACAUGCGCGUAGUAUUGAUAAUUCAAGGAGCUAGACCAGACAUACCUAUUCGAUGGAAAUGUGAUAAUAGAUUGAGAGUGAUAUCAGAAAUCAUACAAUUUUGUUGGCAUCAAAAUCCAAAUGUGAGAUUGGCAGCAUUGAGAGUUAUGAAGACGCUGCGUAAACUUGAAGAUAGUGAAACCUUAGAAAACGGUAUUCAUCAUGUUUAA